Messenger RNA from Drosophila innubila, 5245 nucleotides. RefSeq lists its product as uncharacterized. The record is from RefSeq and is a predicted model, not a curated record. The coding region runs from base 820 to 4290 and encodes 1156 amino acids. The transcript has 8 exons. Lineage: Eukaryota; Metazoa; Arthropoda; Insecta; Diptera; Drosophilidae. Gene Ontology annotation, cellular component: ubiquitin ligase complex; cytoplasm. Gene Ontology annotation, biological process: positive regulation of proteasomal ubiquitin-dependent protein catabolic process; protein polyubiquitination; ubiquitin-dependent protein catabolic process. Gene Ontology annotation, molecular function: ubiquitin conjugating enzyme binding; zinc ion binding; ubiquitin protein ligase activity.
CUCAGCCCACUGGCAGCGCUCAGUUCCAAUUGGAAGAACGGGCGAGCAAGACGCGGUGCACGACUGAAGCGUUGUUCAAAAUAAAACACAAAUAAUCUUUCGCCUUAUUUUUUUUGCUCACAAAAAGUGCAGCAACGCGUACGCAUUUAAAGUAAGCAAAGAUUUAAUGUAACGGUAUCGCUUGUGCUUGUGGGCGUGUAGUGAAAAUGAAUGAAUGAAUUAGUGCCAAAACAAAGAAAACGCAAAAGCAAAAGCAGCAUAAAGAAGCAGCAGCAACAGCAACAAAAGCACGUACUUGAGUGUUGCUUGGCUGUGUGUGUCUGUGCGAGUGUGUGAGUGUGCGUUGUUUUUACAUAUGUGUUUUUACACGUGUGUGCGUGCUCAAAAAUAUUGCUUAACCCAGCAAAAUAAAUAAUCAAGUAAAAUCUUCAAAAGUUCACCUAAAGAAUUAGAGAAAACACGUGAAAAUUGUGAAAAACACUGCCGAAUGCGGUGAAAGUGCAGCUUCAGCAACAGCGAGGCAUGAAAAUAGCUCGAAAAGAGAAAGAGUGAAAAGUAAAUUUUGGAGCGUAUUCUCUUUCUCUCUUCGUUUGCAAUUGUGCUUGUUUUUAUUUCGACGUCGUGAGGUGUUAAAUGGAGUUGUAAAAGACAACAAAAACCACAAGGAGAAAUCUGCAACAAUUCGUGGCAUUUGACAUCGUUUGCUGGCAGCCAGAAUAAUGGCCAUACUCAAGAUGUUGUCGUCUUUGUCAGUCACGGCUGAGCUGUGUCCACACCAGACUCCAUUCCAGUCGCUUCUGUGUGCGAUUCAGUGCCAAAAUGCGGCCACCGAUGCCGUUGCAGUCAGCAACUGCAUUGCAACAGAAUGAGGCAUUUCAGCAGGCGCACGUUCAUGUACAUGCAACGCCAGCAACACAACAGCCACAGUGUGCAACACACCAGCUGGGAUUGGAACUAGGAACACAGCAGACACAGCAGCUGUCGACGCACAAGGCCAAAUUGCCGCCACUGGAGUUGCUUGUGGAGCACAAGCUCAGUUACAGCUCAGCAGCAACAUAUCAACAGCAACAGCAACAACAACAGCAGCAGCAGCAGCAACAAACACAGCCGGACUUUAAGGAUUCCAUACAACAACAACAGAAUAUCGAUCUCAGACAUUCCCAGACAAAACGCAGCUCGAUCAGCAGUCCCGAGGAGCAGUCCAGUGAAGAUUGCCGAGUUGCCUCACGCGCCUCCAUUUUUGAUGACGCCGCUGAGAAUUUCAUCAUCAAUUUUCCGGCUGAAUCAUCACAGCAAUUGCAACUGUUGCCAUUGUCGGAAACUGUGCCACUUCUGACCCACAUUGAAGCGACGGUGGUGGACAAACAGCGCUCCAUCAGACUCAAUAAAAACAGCGCCUCGUUAAUCUUCACCAGAAAGGAACUGAGCAACGUCAACUGUCAACAGCAGCGGCGACAGCAUCACAGUUUAUACGGCGCGGGGGAGCGACAACGGAAACAGACGAAACAUUUACCGCCAACACGACGCAGCUUGCAACUCAAUUACAACAACAAUCUGGUGACCACGGCUGGACCUAAUAACGCCGCCAACGGCGGCAAGCUUGUGCCGCACAAGCAUCACACACACCCCCAUAAUCACAGUCACGGCUACAACCACAAUCACAAUCACGGCGUAGGACUGACAUCACCAACGGCGAACGGCGCCGCUGCCUCGGCCCGAAAGCAGCUCUCCUACUCCUGGUACGCGCCAGUCUACAGUGCGCUCGAGGAGGAGCUGGAGCAGGAUUCGAGGGAUUCCUCGCCAAUUCACAAUCUGGCCAAUACAAAGCAUCAGCGAAGCGCCAGCAGCCAGCAAAGUGCCACUGCCUCGCAUGCCGCGCCGCAGCCGCAUCACGACUCGGACACCAACGAGACAGUUGCGCUGCUGGAGACGCAGACGCGCAACAAGAUCAACAUCAUUUCGGCAAGCGAUGCUGCAGCUGAGCGCAAGGCGCAGCCGACGCGCAUCUCCCUCUCCCUGCCCAAUUCCCACAACUCGCAUUCGUUGUCCGUCAGCAGUUUGGGCGGCAAUGGGGCAACAUCCGCAGGUGGAGCAGGAAACGGAAGCGGAAGCGGAGGAGGAGCUGUCGAUGUGGAGAGUUCACUGGGAUUGUCAGGUGGUCAAUUGCCAAGACGACGACGCUUUGAGAAUUUUCUCAAAUCCCUGGUGGGACUCAAAGGCAGCAGCAGCAGUCGAGGCAGCGAACGGGAUCGGGAACGUGAACGGGAUGCGAGAGAAUCAACAAAUGUGCGUCCUGCCUCGCCAGAAAUACGCAUUACGCGCACUCCAUCCGAGCAGGAUGUCGUGCUGCGAGAUCCUUCCGGCAGGCAGCUAGCCAAUGGACAUGGUCAUGCUCAUGGCAGUCGGUUGAGCAUCAGCGGCUCGAGCAGCUCAUUGAAUGUGGUGCAGCAGAAGCUGUGGCAUAUGAUGCGACGCGAGGGCAGCGCCAGCAGUCUCCACCAGGAGAAGUCACAGUCCAUUGUACAGUAUACGGGUCUGCGCAAGUGUGAGACGGUCUUGGCCCUAACACGCCAGAGCCACUCGCUGCAUCCGCUGGGACCAUCCGUUGACCAGGAGGCCAACAUGUUAAUGAUGACAGCCAGUCAUGGCGGGAGCGGUAUCUUUAGUUCCGGUGGCGUGGAGCAAAUACGUCCUUUAAAUCGACUCAGGAACAGUGUGACCAGCAUCAAUAAUGUCACCUGUUCGCGCUGCUCCAGUUUGCUUUCACUGGCUGCCACCGGUUCGCGUUACUCACUGGCCAAUGGCUUUGUGGCGCGGCCAGAGUCGGCGCAAUCUCUGAGCACACAUCCAAGGCGGAUCAGUGGAGAGGAGCAAUCGCUGGAGCCGCACAUCAAUGUGAAUGCGCAGAUUCGACUCAGCAGCGGAAGUGGAAGUGGAAGUGGUGUAACCACUGGAGCACCACCGGCUGCCAUCGGCUGUGGCUCACGCAAAAGUUCCGCUGGCCUGCAAAGUGUCAGCAGCCCAAGUCCGCCGUCCAAUGUGACCACAGCAACGUUGCACUCCAACAACAAUAACAACAACAACACUGAGGAGCAACUGUCGUCGCCAACUCCUAGUGGACAGGGUGGCCUCGAAUUGGGCGCCUUUGGGACAACACACGCAUAUCCUUUGACGGUCAGCUCGCUCCUCUCGAUGGCCAGUGCCAACCAGGCGGCCCAGGCCUGUUGUGUCCGCGAUGGCAUCACAUUGAAGCGUCGCGAGAUGCUCGCCUCUGCGGAUGUUACGCCCUCGGCGGGCACACCGGCCACGCCCACCAAUUUCCAGCAAUUCACCUGCAAAUUGUGUCUCAUCGAUGUGGAAAAUGUGGCGGAGGCGACAACGUUACAGCAAUGCGGCUGUCAGUUUUGCACUGAGUGUAUGCGCGCCUACGUGGAGUUUGAGAUAACCGAAGGAGCCUACGAGAUUUCCUGCCCGGAUGCCAAGUGUCCGGCUCAGGGCGCCAUCUCGUUGCCCGAAAUUGCGAACCUAACCACAACGAAUCUGCUGAAAAAGCACCAUCGUUAUCGCUUGAAUCGAGAAAUCGAAUUGGACAAGACGCGCACCUGGUGUCCACGUGCGGGCUGCGAGACAAUUUGCAUGGUGGGUGGUGGUGCUACAGUCACUGCUCCACUUGGAACAACUGGUGGUAGUGCCAUCUGCCAAAUGGAUGAAUCGCCAUCGACAUCACAGAGCUACACGCCCCAACAGGAUGGUGUGACACCCGUGCUCUCCAUUUCCGUGCAUUGUCCCUCCUGCAAGGAUGAGUUCUGUGCGCUCUGCAAGAAGGCGUAUCAUCCGAACAUAAGCUGCGAGGAAUUUGGACGACGUUUGAUUGCCGAUGGACAGGAUGAUAUUGGCAUACCAUUCGAUAAUGAGCUCAUCAAAUGCUGCCCCAUGUGCGCGGUGCCCAUUGAGAAGGACGAGGGCUGCGCCCAGAUGAUGUGCAAGCGUUGCAAGCACGUCUUUUGCUGGUACUGCCUGGCCAGUCUCGAUGAUGACUUUCUGCUGCGGCAUUAUGACAAGGGGCCGUGCAAGAAUAAAUUGGGUCAUUCGCGUGCCUCCGUUGUGUGGCAUCGCGCUCAAGUUAUUGGCAUAUUUGCUGGCUUUGGCAUUUUAUUGCUGGUGGCAUCACCGUUGCUGUUGCUGGCGGCGCCGUGCAUUAUUUGCUGCAAGUGUCGCGGUUGCAGCGGCUCCAAGAUUGACGAGGUCGAUGCUGAGCUGGAGGAGGAGGUCACCGCGUUGCAGGGCUAGCUCGAUAACCGAUUUUAAUUUCUGUAAUAACUCCAACCAACCCCUAACAUCCUCAAUACCUUUCCACCCACCCCUUAUAGCUAUUUUUAAUGACCCUCUGACGAGUUAUUCGAAAUGUUUAUUUUAAUUUUUUGCUUUGGUGGCAACUAUUGUUAAUGACGAACCGUUUAAAUUGAUUAUUUUAAUUGUAUGCAUUGUAUAGUAUGUGUUAACUAAAUUGUGAUAUUUACAGUGAUUCGAUUUACAAUUGAAUCGAAAAUUUGUUGAACCUAUACAGAGAAAAAAGCGCGCCUUUGAUUCUUCUUUAGGUUUUUUGUGUCGAUUUCUUUUACAUACAAACGUACAUAACUAAAAUAUGUAUCCGUAUUUGUAUCUGUAUCUGUAUAUGUAAAUCUAUGUGUAUUGUUUACGUUAUUUUUUUCCAUUCAACAAGUUUGUAUAAAUUAUGUAAGCCCAAGCAACAUGUUAGCCCGUAAGUUAGCCUAAAUUUACUAGCCCACUCUAGCAUUUUAAGUACAUAUAUCUCUCAUAAUUCAAAAUGUGCUGCUUUAAUAUCAAAACACACACACUCACGACCUUUUCCUGAAGUAUUACGAAAUACAAUUGCUACUUACUAACAAAUCCAAGUAAUCAGCGGUUAAAUUGUUAAUUAAUUUCAAAUGUUUGUGCAACUGCUUGGAAAUGCUUUUAACUACUUAUAUACACAAAUUCACACACACACACACAUACUCACAAACAAUAUGUACGCAAUUAUAACAAGAAUAAAUAAAACUUAAUGCUGAAAACAAAUGUACGUACGUCUAAGAAAAGGUUUUGAUCGAUGUAAAUUAUUUAAAUAUUUAAUGCAUAUAAUCAUAUAAAAAUAUAUAUUAAUGUGCGUGUAUAUUAAAAAACCAUAUUUAAAUUCUAUUCUUAAUGUGAAAAUUAACGCGAAUGCUGUUUGAAAUAAAAUGUU